UUAAAGACCAAAAGGAGAAGGGUGGAGGGGAGAGGACCGAUAAUUUGAAGACUUGCCAGGGGUACAUUGUCAAAUUCAAAAGGCAUUUCAAAGAACCAAACCAUUCACUUUUUUCAGUCUCUCCUAUUUUUUCUUUCUCUCUGUGUUUCUUUCUUUGCGCCCGGUUGCAGGCCGUUUGAAUCCACCAAUGGGCUUUCAAGUUGGAGACAUUGGAAUGUAAAUGAGCCCAGCGCGUGCUCCUGGCGCAGUGAAAGCUAGGAAUUGUUUAUUGAGCUCCCGGAGCCACGCGCCUGGCUUGCGGAGUCGGUGAGCUGAAGAAUCACACAGCGGGGCGGGGCCUCGCGGAGAAGCGUGCGUCUCCAGAGGGGUGGGGUGUGUGGGACGCGUGUUGAAAAAGAGGAGUGCUGCCAAAGUUUGGGUCAGAUCAGCUCGUGGAGUAAGCAAGAUCAGUCUAGAGAGACUUGGACUCAAGAUAGCCAUUGCGCGCUCAAGCCAGCCACACGGUCCACACGCGAAGGACACGAGAGUGGUGCACAGCCAAACCAAUUUGUUACUCUUCUUCUCCUGUUUCUGAGUGUUUCACUCCAGCAGCGACACCAACAUUGGCAGCCCUGUCUCAUCGCUGGAAGAGAUGGAAACUACCACCACCACCAUCACCACUACGCAACUGGCGCAGAACGCAUGCCCCUUUGAAAUGACUGAGAGGCGCGCCACAAUCACCCUGCACGCUCCAGCCCAGGAGUGCGCGCUCCCAUUAUCCCACCCCAACUCUACCGCCGCUGGUUACCAAAGCAAGACCAAGGUGCUGAAAAGACAGCGCUCCAGCUCACCGGAGCUCCUGCGCUGCAAGCGGAGACUCAGCUUCAAUGGCCUCGGCUACUCCAUCCCGCAGCAGCAGCCGGUGGCCGUGGCCCGGCGGAACGAGCGAGAGAGGAACCGGGUCAAGCAGGUCAACAUGGGCUUCCAGACGCUGCGUCAGCACGUCCCGAACGGCGCAGCGAACAAGAAGAUGAGCAAAGUGGAGACGCUGAGGUCCGCUGUGGAAUACAUCCGGGCUUUGCAGCAGCUUCUGGACGAGCAUGACGCGGUGUCUGCAGCGUUCCAGUGCGGCCUGCCGUCUCCAACCAUCUCCAACAGCUACUCUGCCGAUCCAGAGUCGCCACACUCCACCUACUCGUCAGACGAGGGCAGCUACGAGCCACUAAGCUCCGAGGAGCAGGAGCUGCUCGACUUUACCACAUGGUUUGACAGGUACUGAGAUUACAGUCAGCUAUGUCAUCACCUUCCAACCGCUGCACACCUGUGCGUAAAUGACUUGUCUACUUCUACCAGAAGCAAGUUAAACAACAAGAGUGUCAUUGACUAAAGUUAUUUGAUUCACCAUGCAAAUGAGGGCAAGACUGUGCGGGGCUGGCAAAGACUGUUUCUCUCCCCACUCCAGGAAGCUUUUGCAGGUGCAAAGCAAAUGAGAGAGGAGGCUAAGCAGAGAGCCUCUGGUUACCGUUGCUAUGCUACGAUAGAGCAGGGAGUUCAGCCGCCUCAAAGUCCUCGUCCGAACAACAGGAGAGAAAGAGAGAUUGUGCGCACGCUGGACAAAGCGUCGGGGGACGAGAGUCUGCCAAGCUGAGGCGUGGAAUUAAAGAAUUCGUCGACGUUUGAAUAAGUGCAAUUAAUACAAGACACGGGGCAGAGUGGAGAGUUGCACCACAAGCGGUGCGCUGUGGUUCCUGAGAGCUUUGCCGUCUUCAUCCGUUUGUUCCUCCACUGCUGCAUCUUGGAGGAUACAUCGAAGAUGACGCGCCAGCUGAUUGACACUUUUUGGUGUAAUCUACUUUUAUUCUUCACAUUUCAAUUGUGACACGAACUGUAUUGUUUAUAAUGAAGACAUAUUUUUGUACAUUGUGAUAGACAAAAACAAAAUGUCAGUGAACAAUAUAUAAACACUGCCACUUUCCUAUAAGAGCCCCACCAGAGUGUUGAGAGACUGAAUACGUGACGUGAAUUAGCAUGUCUGCGUUGUUGUGUGGCUGUUGAACACAUGUUAAGGCUACUACUGCUACCUGUGGAAGAUUGAAGGGUUUUUCGUGGUAUGGAGACCUUUAUCAAUGUAUGCACUUGUUCUCCAUUUUCCGUAGCCUAUAACGUACAUUUUAUCAGAUAUAUUUUGUGUAAAAUAAGUUUUAUAAAUAAAGACGAAU
Messenger RNA from Osmerus eperlanus (European smelt), 2198 nucleotides. RefSeq names its product achaete-scute family bHLH transcription factor 1b (gene ascl1b). NCBI's taxonomy places the organism in Eukaryota, Metazoa, Chordata, Actinopteri, Osmeriformes, Osmeridae. Gene Ontology annotation, molecular function: protein dimerization activity; DNA-binding transcription factor activity, RNA polymerase II-specific; RNA polymerase II transcription regulatory region sequence-specific DNA binding. The coding region runs from base 632 to 1258 and encodes 208 amino acids. The transcript has a single exon. Gene Ontology annotation, biological process: regulation of transcription by RNA polymerase II; developmental process. The record is from RefSeq and is a predicted model, not a curated record.